AUGUGGCAGCAAGUGAAGUUGGCUGAGACCGCGAAUUGGUCAGGAGCUGAAGUUUUCCAGCGUUUUUUGGCGCACCUGAAGUUUGAGAUCCGGUUCCGGACAUUGCUUUACUACCGCUUGAACUCCUGCGAAUGCUGGUUCGAUGGACUUCUAGGAAGUGAUAAUUAUACCGCUUUGUUAUGGAACGAUGAGGAAUACCCACACUACCUAAGGCCCCGACAGGACUUGGAUAUUGUAGGAGUGGUUUGCCUAAGGCUAUCACAGUACAAGGAAGUUUUAAGAGCAUUCAGUAUAAUGCUUGAUCAAAUACGCAGUAUGCCGGUGGUGUUGCAGCUCUGUGAAGAAGACGACCCAAGUCAGGAUCAGAACUCAACUGAGUUAAUAUUCCGUUUAAGUGUGGAGCUACAAAUAUUAAAUGUAUUGCUGCUUUCCUGGAACUUUUUGAGGUCGAGGACAUUCUACGCCUACGAAUUAUUUCCAAAAUUUCAAAUUACAAAACGCAUCUAUGACACGCACCUCACUUUAUUUCCCUAUAAGCUGGGAAACCUUCAAGGACAUCCCAUACAAACCAUGCCAGACAACUCCGAGCCGCAUACCAUAGUGGAAAGGAGCUUAAAUGGGACAUAUAUCAUCUCCGGACCGGUAUGGCAGUUUAUGACGGAAUUUGCGCGACAUGUAAAUGGCAGCCUGCAGUUAUACGGUGAGCCUGUUAUAGGACAGACUCUGAGAUAUGCCCAGGUCCUGGACUUGGUGCGAAACGGUACUAUCGAUAUUGCUGCCAGCCUGAGACCCCACGUUCGCGUCCAGCGCGAUAAUAUUCACGUAUUUAGCUAUCCCUUGUAUGUGGGAGAUUGGUGCACGAUGCUGCCCGUGGAAAGGGUGUUGAGCACCCACGAAGCCCUCACCCGACUGAUGCAAUCACCCUUCACGUGGCUGUACAUGCUGCUGCUCUACGCCGUGCACUGCCUUAUGGCCAGGAGAGGGCACCUCCGGCAUCGUUUGUUUCACCUUAAGAAACUCCUGAUCCAUCUGGCGCUGAUCUGUUUUCUGCAAGCCCAACUUUCGGCCUUCUUUAUCGGUCCUCAGCAGGAUAAUCAUAUAACCAAUAUGCAACAGCUUGAGAAGUCAGGCCUGCACAUUAUGGGCUUCCGAAGGGAGUUUACCGAGUAUCCCAUAGAUAUGAGGAGUAGGUACGCAUCCUCGUUCCUGCUGCAGGAUGUCUUUGCCGACGUAGUGAAGCACAGGAAUAAAUUCAACCUAACCUACGGCUACACAGUGACCUCUGCCAAGUGGCAAUUGUACAGAGAGGCUCAAAGGCACUUUCGGCGACCUCUGUUUCGAUACUCCCAGGAUAUUUGCGUGCAGAAGCUGUCUCUCUUUUCACUGAUUCUUAAGAGUAAUUGUAUGUACCGUUAUCAGCUAAAGGCAUUUAUAAUCCGUUUACAAGAGGGAGGAUUUGUGCACUACUGGUACCGGCGCUCCUUCUAUGUCAUGGUCAAGGCCGGUCGUCUUCACUUCGAGGACUUGAGCACCUCCCACCGGGUCCGGCCGAUUCGGUGGUCGGAAUGGCAGUAUGUCCUGGCAUUAUAUGGAGCAGGACUAUUGGCGUCAUUCGUCGUCGUUGUUAUUGAGCUCACCAUUCAUUAUGUAAAUGUUUGCCUUCGCAACCUGUGA
Messenger RNA from Drosophila serrata, 1674 nucleotides. It is a transcript of the gene Ir94f, whose product is annotated as Ionotropic receptor 94f. Lineage: Eukaryota; Metazoa; Arthropoda; Insecta; Diptera; Drosophilidae. The record is from RefSeq and is a predicted model, not a curated record.